This is a messenger RNA of Parnassius apollo (apollo), 3228 nucleotides long. The record is from the annotation of a GenBank genome assembly. Lineage: Eukaryota; Metazoa; Arthropoda; Insecta; Lepidoptera; Papilionidae.
AUGGUGCCGCUAGGACCCGGGCCUGGCCAUCCUACUGCACACCAAACUCACGGUGGGCCCUCCACCAACUUAUCCGGCCCAAAUUCGUUAUCACAAAGUGCUCCGCAGUCAAACAAGUCGUCAGUAGCGAAGCCGAAUUACACGCUCAAAUUUACUCUUGCGGGGCACACAAAGGCUGUGUCUUCCGUUAAAUUCAGUCCUAAUGGAGAAUGGCUUGCAAGCUCCUCUGCUGACAAACUUAUUAAGGUGUGGGGUGCCUAUGAUGGCAAAUUUGAGAAGACUAUAUCGGGACACAAAAUGGGCAUCAGUGAUGUGGCUUGGUCCUCAGACAGCAGUUCAAAAAUAAUGGAAUCUACUAAAAAGAAAUACGCAAGAUUCCGUUAUACUCAACAACAGUUAGAGGAGGCUCUUACCCGUAUAACAAAUAACGAUUUGUCUAUUAAUAAAGCCAGCAAAAUAUACGACAUACCCAAAUCAACGUUAAGUAAUAAAUUAAAUAAUAAAGUACCAUGGCAACGAAAAAUGGGUCCAUUAACACAACUAACUUUCGACGAAGAAAACAAGCUAGCAGACUGGAUUUUAACAAAAGCUAAACUUGGGUUUCCAAUGCACCCGGAAGAAGUUUAUGAUACUGUGGAAAUAUUCUUGAAACAAAAUGAGAGGGAGAAUAAAUUUACAAAAGGCCGACCGGGGAAAAAAUGGCUUACUUUGUUUUUGCGAAGACAUCCCGAAGUAACUAAAAGAAACGCUGAAAUAAUAUCAAAAGCUAGGGCAGCGGUUACAGAAGAGGCCAUCAGAAAUUGGUUUACUGAAUUGAACAAGUUUUUAGAGGAAGAAAAUGCCUUAGACAUUAAAGAUGACCCGACUCGUAUUUUCAAUUCAGAUGAAACUGGCGUCAUGACUUGUCUUAAAACGGGGCUGAUUUUGGGGCCCAAAAAUUAUAAAAAUACAUACGAAAUCGCAAGUGGGAAAGAAAAAGAAUCAAUCACAGUCCUAUGUACAUUCUCUGCUGAUGGUACUGAUGUACCACCGUUUGUUUUGUAUCCAUAUAAAAGAAUGCCACCAGCCGUAAUUCAAAAUUUCCCAGAUACUUGGUAUAUUGGCCGUUCCGACAGCGGGUGGAUGGUAUCAGUUGUAUUUUUUACCUACAUUAAGUUAUUUUAUGAAUGGUUGGUAAAAAAUGAAAUCCGGUUGCCUGUAUUGCUAUUUCUGGAUGGCCACAAGUCCCAUAUCAAUCGUAACAUGUUUGAUUUCGGUCGUGAAAAAGGAAUAAUGAUUUUCUGUUUAUAUCCCAACUCAACUCAUAUUUUGCAGCCAUGUGAUGUAGGAAUAUUUGGACCGUUGAAGAAAAAUUGGAAAAGGGUAGUGAGAAAGCAUAAACAGGCAUCCACUGUACCUAUAACAAAACAAAAUUUUGCUGCGUUGUUUAAAAUAGCUUACGACAGAAGCAUUAAGCCAACUACGAUAAAAAAUUCAUUUAGAGUUUGUGGUUUAUAUCCAAUGUCUCCAGAUGCAGUUGACUACUCACGCUGCAUAAGUAAUAGAAGGCAAGAAAUUGCGCAACAAAACCAAAAAGGCACCACAACCUCUAGUCUUCAUGACCAAAAAGAGGAUCUACGAAGUACGAUCAAGGUUAUAGAAGGUGAAGUUGGCCAGAUGAUAAGAAAUGAGUUUGUCAUGUCUUACAAUUUAAACCGUUCUCAUCCCCAUCAAUAUUUUGAGCUGUGGAAAAAAUGUAGAAAUCAACUUGAGAAUAAAAAACAGAGUGACACGAUAACACCGAAUACCCCGAUCAUUCCUCUUGAUCUGUCAGUAUCAUCUAUAGAAGCGUCUACUUCAAACGAGGACGAUUCCAAACUGGAAUCAAGCCAGGCACUGGAAAGGAAUAGUGUUCCCGAAAUCGUCGAGUCUGAAAUUACAAAUGUGGAAACUGAAGAAAUGCAUGCAACUAAUAGUUCAAUUAUAAUAGAUUCGGCAAUCCGACUGCCAUCGGAUAAUUCCAUAUUAUUGGGUGAGACUAGUAUUUUACCCAAUUUACCACCCUUUGAUACAACUGAAGAUGUCAUAGAUUUUAUUAUUCAGAAUGAAAUAGACAUACCUGAUGUGAUACCAUUGCCAUGGUAUGAUACUUUAGAAAUAAUAGUAGAAAAAGACCCCAUUAUUGACGCUCCUAAUAAAUGCUCUUCUCCUCAGAAUAACGCAUCAUCCAUACCAGCCAUUCCCAGUUGCAGCAAUAACACUAAUCAAGCAAAAAAUUCGCUUGAGUCCACAGUUGAUAGUCAGACUGCAAUAAAGUCUGUAAUAGAUCCCACUAAUAGUAUUAAUUCAUCGAAUGAUACAAAUCCAUCCAAUCUACUAGAAGGAUUUUUGAAAAUACCGGAUUUACCACAAAAGAAAUUUAAAGUUACAAAAAAAAUGCCUGCACCUUAUGGAUUAACAGGGCUCAAAUACAAAGAAUAUUUAAAAAAUCAGGACGAUGAGAAAAAAAUUAAGGAGGAAGAAUUAGCGAAUAAAAGAAAGGAACGAGAAGAAAAAAGACUGAACAAACAAAAAUCUCAAAGCAAAAAACGUGUAUGGGAACUUAGUUCAGGCAAAUGUUUAAAGACCUUAAAAGGACACAGUAAUUAUGUGUUUUGCUGUAAUUUCAACCCACAAAGUAACCUUAUUGUUUCUGGAAGUUUUGAUGAAAGUGUCCGAAUAUGGGAUGUUAGAACAGGCAAAUGUUUGAAGACAUUACCAGCUCAUUCUGAUCCAGUCUCAGCAGUUCAUUUCAACAGAGAUGGCAGCCUUAUUGUCUCAUCCAGUUAUGAUGGCUUAUGUCGAAUUUGGGACACAGCUUCAGGCCAGUGUUUGAAGACAUUAAUAGAUGAUGACAAUCCACCUGUAUCCUUUGUAAAAUUCUCCCCAAAUGGAAAAUAUAUUCUUGCUGCAACAUUAGACAACACACUUAAAUUAUGGGACUACAGUAGAGGAAAGUGUCUUAAGACAUAUACGGGACACAAGAAUGAAAAAUAUUGCAUUUUUGCCAACUUCAGUGUUACAGGUGGAAAGUGGAUAGUAUCAGGUUCAGAAGAUAAUCUGGUGUAUAUUUGGAAUCUGCAAUCAAAAGAAAUAGUUCAGCGACUUUCAGGGCACACUGACACAGUGCUCUUUGGAAAAGUGACACUUAAUAAUAUAUUUUGGUUUUCAAGCAUACAGCGAUCUGUAUAUUUUGGCUUCAUAUUGUAA